AUGCCUACCCCCGAGUCCGAGGCCUUCCUGGCCAAGAAGCCCAAGGUCCCCGCCUCCUUCGAUGGCGUCGAUUUCGAGGACACCAAGCGCCUCAAGGCCGCUCAAGAUGCCAUUAUCCGGGAGCAAUGGGUUCAGGUCAUGAUGGGUCGGCUAGUGCGGGAGGAGCUGAGCAAAUGUUACUACCGGGAGGGUGUCAACCACUUGGAGAAGUGCGGUCGUCUCAGAGAGCGGUAUCUCGAGCUUCUCAAGGACUCCCGGGCCAAGGGUUACCUCUUUGAGCAGCAAAACAUUAUUCCCAAGGAAUGA
Molecule: messenger RNA, 306 nt
Organism: Podospora anserina S mat+
Lineage: Eukaryota; Fungi; Ascomycota; Sordariomycetes; Sordariales; Podosporaceae
Exons: 2
Coding region: 1-306 (101 amino acids)
Source: RefSeq, a predicted model, not a curated record